GAACCAAGCCAAUCGGUGCAUCAUACUCUUGAGGAAACAGUUAAGUCCCAAGAACUUGGUAGAAGGAGGUCAGCACAUCGAAGACACAAAUAAAGUGGUAACAAGUUCAGGGUCGGUAAGUUUGGUAGAAUUUGUCUGUCACCGAUUUCUUAUUUCGUGGUUCUUCAUUAGUGGAGUGUUUAUGAAUAGCUUACUGAUGUUAAAAUUUGUGCUCUUACUAACACUUUUAUCUUACUGCGAAGUGGAGGGUGCUCGUUAUGUACCUAAAUGGAAAAAACAGGCCUGUGAAAUCCCCACAUCACAGAACGAACAUUCCCACUACAUUUGCACAGAUGAUGGUGAGGUGAAAUGUAUACCUGGAUGGACCGGAGACCUUUGUGAUGUGCCCAUUUGCAAAUCUGGAUGUGACCCGAUCCAAGGAUAUUGCAACCGACCUGGAGAAUGCGUUUGCAAAUUGGGAUACUAUGGAGAUAAAUGCAAUAAAUGCAUUCCUUUGCCGGGUUGCCAACAUGGGUUCUGCAGAGACAGCUUCGAAUGUAAAUGUAGAGAGGGCUGGAAAGGUGUUUUCUGUUCGGAACCUGUGUGUGGAAAGGACUGUCAUCCAGCUCGAGGAUAUUGUGACUCUCCAGGAGAAUGUAAAUGCCGCUUAGGAUGGGCAGGUACUAGCUGCCAGCAAUGCCAAGUCUUACCAGGAUGUCAGCAUGGUUACUGUGAGAAGCCUUUGGAAUGUAGAUGUUUCCCAGGAUAUACAGGACUGCUCUGUCAAAUUCCAAUUUGUUCGAAAACAUGCCACAGAGAAAGAGGUUACUGUAGGAAGCCUGGAGAAUGCAGAUGUAAGGUUGGAUGGUGGGGCAAGAACUGUGACGUCUGUUAUCCCUAUCCAGGCUGUGUAAAUGGUACUUGCAGAAGACCAUGGGAAUGUAAUUGCAAAGAAGGCUGGGGUGGAAUGCUCUGCGACGAAGAACUAACCUACUGCAGGGAUAACCCAAAUACAUGCCAAAAUGGUGCCAAAUGCAUACCAUUAACCAAGGAAGACGGUAACUAUAGAUGUUAUUGUCGUGAAGGUAGUUAUGGAAGAAACUGUGAAUAUACUGAUGUGUACUUCACAACAACUUUGAGACCUCCAAUGACCUCUACCACGAGAAGGACAUACAUAACUUCUAACCUCACCUUAUCGCAUAUAGAAACUGGACCAAUAGUGAUGCCAAAUGAACAAAAACCAAUGGGUUUACAAACAAACAAAACUAGCGAAGUCAAUUCUACAAGUACCACAAGUACUACUAGUACUACCAGUACUUCUAUUACAACAACUACAACUAGUACUCCGUCGACAACAACGACAUCUGAGAAAAGUGUAUACCUCAAUGAUACCAGCCUUAAUUCGAAUAGUGUAUCUGAAAAUGAAACUUUCUGAUUUCAAUUCCAAAGACUAAGUUUUUUCUUAUUUAUGUAUUUAUUUCUAUUUAUUGAUAUAUCUGUUGUAGUAUUUAGAAAAAUCAGGUGCGGAUCCAGGACCGAUCUUUGGGGGGGACGUUUAGACAUCUUUGUUUCAGAAAUUGAUUCAAAAUAAAUUUUUGCUGAUCUUGUAAUUAUUUGAGCCUUAGUAUGUCAAAUUUUAAGGUGGGGGAGGGGGGCGUUUACUCAAUUUCCAUCCUGGAUCCGCGCUUGAGAAAAGCUUAUUGAUAAAUUUUUUCCAUAAUAUCGAUUGUGAUACAAUAUUUUGAAGUAUUUAGGUAUUCUAUCGAAGAUAUUAUUUAUUAUGGAACCUAUUUUAGAAACAAUACAAUGAAAUUUAUAAAACUCAUCAAUGUCAACUGAGUCAUUGACUUCAAAUAUAAUUUUUCAAUUUUUAUUUACUUUUGGAACGUACCUUCUAAUUAACACAAACAAUUAUUUGCCAAAUGAGUUGGCUAAUCUUCUAUGCUAUCUUUUUGACAACUACAACUGUUUGAAACUGUUGAAGUAGUCUAUGACUUAAGACUUUUAAACAAUAAAAUAUUUAAAUGGAGCACUUUAAAA
This is a messenger RNA of Harmonia axyridis, 2019 nucleotides long. Its product is annotated as neurogenic locus protein delta. Gene Ontology annotation, biological process: cell communication; anatomical structure development. The transcript has 5 exons. The record is from RefSeq and is a predicted model, not a curated record. NCBI's taxonomy places the organism in Eukaryota, Metazoa, Arthropoda, Insecta, Coleoptera, Coccinellidae. Bases 182 to 1414 code for a protein of 410 amino acids. Gene Ontology annotation, cellular component: extracellular region; membrane; cell surface. Gene Ontology annotation, molecular function: signaling receptor binding.